AUGGGCUUCACAGCUGCUGCUUCUUGGGCUCAGGCCUACAACGAGGCCAAAGCAGUUUCCGUGUCUUUGCCUUCACAUUCACGCCUAGUAGAUUCACAGCCUCCCCCAUCUGUUUUUCCAAUUUGGGGUUCUAUCCUUGAUGAUAUCUGGGCUAUUGAGGAAUGCGAUUCUACUGAUGAUCCCCCUGGAGUAGCUCACAGGUGGAUGCAAGAUAUGGCACAUGCGUGGAAAGAGGAUGGUGUUGUAGAACAUGAGAAAAAGGCAGUCACUGGUGUUUACAAAGAGGAAGUGCAGGGUGUCCUGGUUGAGGGAUCUCGAGGUUGGUUGGGUGUCAGCCGUGAAAAGCGAGCCCAGCUAUUCCAGGCUGGAAUGUAUCUCUUGGCACAGCGGAGACCUUUGGUGGGAGAGGUGGACCGUUGGCUGGGGAAGCUGUCCUUUGCUUUGUCAUUUAGACCUUGUGCAAGAUCCAUUCUUCAGGACAUUUAUGUUUGGUUAGGGAGACACCGAGGCAUUUGCAAGAGAGCUGAACUAUGGCCAUCAGUUAGGGCAGAAAUUGUCAUGUCGUUGCUUUUCAUUCCUUUCAUGCAAUCUGAUUUGCGGUCUUCUUGGUGUCGCAGAGUCGAAGCUAGUGAUGCGGCUCCGGGAGGCCAUGGACGCGCGUGGACUCAGAUGAGUGAGCCAAUGGUCGCAGAGGCGGCCAGGUUGUGCUCACACAAGGGGGUAUAUACCAACUUGGAAUCUGAAUUUGGGAUUAUUUUGAACGACAAGGGGGAAUGUCCCAUGCAACAAGUUUCUUUGCCAUUGCAUCAGUACAAGUGGUCUACAGCUGCGCGUCAGGGUGGCUACAAACACAUCACAAUUGAGGAAGCAAUUGCUUUGAAUUGGUCCCUGCACGACAGGCUCAAACGACCAUCUGAGCUGGGCCAGCGAGUGCUUCACCUGGUGGAUUCAGCGGUUGCAGCUGGGGCCUAUAAGAAGGGGCGAUCUGCAUCUACGCUGUUGCAGGCACAGGGGAUGAAAACCAUUUGCUUCGAUCAGUGCCGCUUCGGGGCCAACGCUCGUAAGCCCACCCAAAUGUUGAUCAGCCAAUCUGACUUGGUUGGGCGUCUGGGAGGCGUCAUGAACAAUGGCGGGCUACCUUUGCGGCUGCAGCAUUUCCUUUUGAGCAUCCUACAAAACAAGUCUCUUCGGCUUUACCAAAAUGCUCUUGGUCAUUUCAAGGAUGAACUUGAUGCAAGAUCUGUGUCUUGGGCAGCUUUAAGUGAAGAUGACAAAGAUAUCUUCUUAGCAGAAUAUUUCAUAGAUCUCAAAGAAGCUGGAGCAAAACGACAAGGAUGCCAAGUGUUGUGUGCCGCUCUGCACAAAAUCUUCCCUAGACACCGGUAUGCUAUAGCACGGCGAGUUUUGGAAGUCUGGAAAGCAGAAGAACCAGUCCGUCAAGCCCCAGCAUGUCCUAGUGAGAUUGCCUUUGCCAUGGUAGGUGCUGCGCUAGCUUUGCAUUUAGGUGGUGCAAGCACAUUGCUGCACCAAGGCAUGCCUCUUGCUGACAUAGCAGUUCACGGCCGUUGGGCUUCUGAGUCCUCAUGCAGAGAAUAUUUGAGACGCGGUGAGCUAUUUAUGGUGCGUUUUCAGUCUGCGAUUCAGCCUUCAGCUUGGUUCAAUAUUCAGUAUUUGGCACAACGCGAGAGGGCUGGUCUUAUUUCGCGGCAGGAGGCUGGCUUUCCUGCAGGGAAGCAGGUUCCAAUGAAUCCUUGGCUGGACAACCGAUAUCCAUGCAGCUAUAAGGCUCAGGGAGCCCAGGACGUGGGCGGGUUAGGGAACUAG
This is a messenger RNA of Cladocopium goreaui, 1824 nucleotides long. Lineage: Eukaryota; Dinophyceae; Suessiales; Symbiodiniaceae. The record is from the annotation of a GenBank genome assembly.